ACACACAUUUGCGAGGUGUGGGGCGGGACCAGGAGCCGCUAUAAAGGUUGUCCAGCUGGACAGUCCCCACUUCCUGUGUCAGCGUCAGCAGGCUCCAGAGUCAUCAUGAACGACAUCUACAAAGCUGCGGUGGAGCAGCUGACAGACGAACAGAAAAAUGAGUUCAAGGCCGCCUUCGACAUCUUCGUUCAGGAUGCGGAGGACGGCUGCAUCAGCACCAAGGAGCUGGGGAAGGUGAUGAGGAUGCUGGGCCAGAACCCCACACCUGAGGAGCUGCAGGAGAUGAUCGAUGAGGUGGAUGAAGAUGGAAGUGGCACGGUGGACUUUGAUGAGUUCCUGGUGAUGAUGGUGAGGUGCAUGAAGGACGACAGCAAGGGGAAGUCCGAGGAGGAGCUGGCAGAACUCUUCCGCAUGUUUGACAAGAACGCGGACGGUUACAUCGACCUGGACGAGCUAAAGAGCAUGCUGGAGUCCACGGGAGAAGACAUCACCGAAGACGACAUCGAGGAGCUGAUGAAGGACGGGGACAGAAACAACGACGGCAAGAUCGACUACGACGAGUUCUUGGAGUUCAUGAAAGGCGUGGAGUAAUCCUCAACACCAAACCUUAUCCUUGUCUCCCCCGUCACAUGACUCGAAGCUGAUUUGAGUAAUCCUGAACACCACACCUUAUCCUGGUGUCCCUCCGUCACAUGACUGGAAGCUGACUUGAGUAAUCCUGAACACUAAACCUUAUCCUUGUCUCCCUCCAUCACAUGGCUGGAAACUCACUUGAGUACUCCUGAACACCACAUCUAAUCCUGGUCUCUCUCCGUCACAUGACUGGAAGCUGACUUGAGUAAUCCUCAACAGCAAACCUUAUCCUGGUCUCUAUCCGUCACAUGACUGGAAGCUGACUUAACUAAUCCUAAACACCAAACCUUAUCCUUCUCUCCCCCGUCACAUGACUGGAAACUGACUUGAGCAAUCCUCAACGCCAAACCUUAUCCUUGUCUUCCUCCGUCACAUGACUGGAAGCUGAUUUGAGUAAUCUUGAAUGUCAAACCUUGUCCUGGUCUUCCUCCGUCACAUGUUUGGAAGUUGACUUGAGUAAUCCUGAACACCAAACCUUAUCCAUGUCUCCGUCCGUCACGUGACUGUAAAAUGACUUGAGUAAUCAUGAACACCAAACCUUAUCCUUGCCUCCGUCCGUCACAUGACUGGAAGCUGACUUGAGUGAUCCUGAACACCACACCUUAUCCUGGUCUCCCUCUGUCACAUGACUGGAAGCUAACUUGAGUAAUCCUGAACACCAAACCUCAUCCUUGUCUCCCUCCGUCACAUGGCCGAAAGCUGAUUUGACUAAUCCAGAACUCCACACCUUAUCCUGGUCUCCCUCCAUCACAUGAUUGAAAGCUGACUUGAGUAAUCCUGAACAACACACCUUAUCCUGGUCUCCCUCUGUCACAUGACUGGAAGCUAACUUUAGUAAUCCUGAACACCAAACCUUAUCUUUGUCUCCCUCCGUUACAUGGCCAAAAGCUGAUUUGAGUAAUCCAGAACUCCACACUUUAUCCUGGUCUCCCUCCAUCACAUGAUUGGAAGCUGACUUGAGUAAUCCUGAACGCCACACCUUAUCCUGGUCUCCCUCUGUCACAUGACUGGAAGUUAACUUUAGUAAUCCUGAACACCAAACCUUAUCUUUGUCUCCCUCCGUUACAUGGCCAAAAUCUGAUUUGAGUAAUCCUGAACGCCACACCUUAUCCUGGUCUCCCUCCGUCACAUGACCGGAAGCUAAUUUGAGUAAUCCUAAACACCAAACCUUAUCCUUGUCUCCCUCCGUCACAUGACUGGUAGAUGACUUGCAUAAUCCUGAACACCACACCUAAUCCUAGUCUCCCUCUGUCACAUGACCUGGUUGAAGCUGAGAAGGACUCUGCAAGAAUGAAGGACUCUGUAAAAACUGUUUCUGAUCCGUGGUUCUUUCCUGCAUUGUUGGAAAUACAAAAUGAUGAAAGUCAAUCUUCAACUUUGUUCUCCUUUGGAGCUUCAACUUCUAGAAUCUUCACCAACAAGUUGUUGAUUUUUAUGUUGUUGUUGUUGAUGUUAUUAUUGUGUAUGUUGUUAUUGUUGAUGAUGUUAUUGUUGCUGUUGAUGUUAUUGUCGAUGUUUAUUGUUGUAAUUAAGGUUGAUGUUGUUGAUUAUGUUGUUGUUGUCGCUGUUGUUGUUAAUCUUGUUGUUGAUGUUAAUGUUAUUGUUGAUGUCAAUUUUGCUGUAGAUGUCGAUGUUGUUGAUGUUAUUGAUGUUGUUGAUGUCAAUGUUGUUGACGGCGAUGUUUUUGUUGACGUUAUUGUUGUUCUUAAUGUUGCCGUUGAUGUCGAUGUUGCUGAUGUCGAUGUUGCUGAAGUCGAUGUUGUAAUUGUGGAUGUUGUGAUUAUGUUAUUGUUAUCACUGUUGUUGUUAACCUUGGUGUUGAUGUUAAUGUUAUUGUUGGUGUCAAUUUUGCUGUAGAUGUCAAUGUUAUUGAUGUAGAUGUUGUUGUUCAUUUUAUUGAUGUUGUUGAUGUUGAUAAUGUUGCUGUUGAUGUCAAUUUUUCUGUGGAAUGUUGAUGUUGUUGUUGAUAUUAUUGAUGUCGUUGAUGUCAAUGUUGUUGAUGUUGAUAAUGUUGUUGAUGUCGAUUUUUUUGUUGACGUUAUUGUUGAUGUCAGUCUUGCUGUUGAUGUCGAUGUUGCUGAAGUCAAUGUUGUAAUUGUGGAUGUUGUUGAUUAUUUUAUUGUUGUCACUGUUGUUAUUAAUCUUGUUGUUGAUGUUAAUGUUAUUGUUGAUGUCAAUUUUGCUGUAGAUGUCAAUGUUGUUGUUGUCAUUGAUGUUGUUAAUGUUAAUGUUGUUGAUUUUAAUGUUAUUGUUGGUGUCAAUUUUGCUGUAGAUGUUGUUGAUGUUAUUGAUGUCAAUGUUGUUGAUAUUGAUAACGUUGUUGAUGUCGAUGUUUUUGUUGACAUAAUUGUCGAUGUCAAUGUUGCUGUUGAUGUCGAUGUAAUUGCUGAUGUCGAUGUUGUAAUUGUUGAGGUUGUUGAUUGUUAUUGUUGUCAAUCUUGUUGUUGAUGUUAAUGUUAUUGUUGAUGUCAAUUUUGCUGUAGAUGUUGAUGUUGUUGAUAUUGUUGAUGUCAAUGUUGUUGAUGUUGAUAAUGUUGUUGAUGUCGAUGUUUUUGUUAUUGUUGAUGUCAAUGUUGCUGUUGAUGUUGAUGUCAAUGUUGUUGAUGUUGAUAAUGUUGUUGAUGUCAAUGUUUUUGUUAUUGUUGAUGUCAAUGUUGCUGUUGUUGUUGUUAAUGUCGAUUAUAAUGUUGUUAAUGUCGAUGUUGUUGUUGAUGUUAUUGGUGUCAAUGUUGUUGUUGAUGUUUUUAUUGUUGAUGCUGAUGUUGUUGUUGUGGUGGUGGUUAUUGUUUUGUUGUCGACAAAGCACAAUCAGCCCUAAAUCAAACCUGUGUCAUUGAUGUUGUUUUGAUUUUUACAAACAUUUUGGGAUGUUUGAUAAACACUCAGGACUUUUUCUUCUCAUAAAAGAUGCGCGUGUGCUCAGAUUGUCUUCUCAAGAAAUAAACACUUUUUUGGAGUAGUUAA
Messenger RNA from Nerophis ophidion (straightnose pipefish), 3597 nucleotides. RefSeq names its product troponin C type 1a (slow) (gene tnnc1a). The transcript has 6 exons. Gene Ontology annotation, cellular component: myosin II complex. Lineage: Eukaryota; Metazoa; Chordata; Actinopteri; Syngnathiformes; Syngnathidae. Gene Ontology annotation, molecular function: calcium ion binding. The record is from RefSeq and is a predicted model, not a curated record. Bases 106 to 591 code for a protein of 161 amino acids.